Dermacentor silvarum is the source of this 350-nucleotide messenger RNA. RefSeq names its product intermediate filament protein ON3-like. Bases 41 to 331 code for a protein of 96 amino acids. The record is from RefSeq and is a predicted model, not a curated record. Lineage: Eukaryota; Metazoa; Arthropoda; Arachnida; Ixodida; Ixodidae. The transcript has 2 exons.
AGUCUGACAAGCCUCGCUCUUCUCAUUUCAACAGAACGCAAUGCACCUUUACUGGGUACUGUUGGCGUGCGCCCUGGCCACUGGAGUAGCAGCUGGCGGCUACGGCCACGCAUCUGUUUCUUAUAUCUCAAAACCAGUGGUCAGCGUUGGCUAUGUAUCCAAGCCAAUUGUGACUUAUGUCAAGCAGCCGGUGGCCACGGUAUCCCACGUAGUCAAGCCCGUGCUCACUGUCAGUCACGGCUAUGGAGGUGGCUAUGGAGGCGGAUACGGAGGCGGCUUCGGAGGAGGAUACGGUGGCGGAUACGGUGGCGGACACGGAUACUGGCGCUAGCCACCGGGCAGGCUAGCAC